This is a messenger RNA of Lycium ferocissimum, 756 nucleotides long. Its product is annotated as F-box/FBD/LRR-repeat protein At1g13570-like. The record is from RefSeq and is a predicted model, not a curated record. NCBI's taxonomy places the organism in Eukaryota, Viridiplantae, Streptophyta, Magnoliopsida, Solanales, Solanaceae. Gene Ontology annotation, molecular function: protein binding. Bases 1 to 756 code for a protein of 251 amino acids. The transcript has a single exon.
AUGAGAAGUGGGAAAAGGCCUGCUGCAGAUAGAAUUAGCAGUUUGCCUUGUGAUGUUCUUGAGAAGAUUUUAGGAUGUCUGCCUUUGCAUUAUGCUGUAAGGACAAGUGUUUUGUCACGAGAAUGGAGGUACAAAUGGGCAGUACGUUCUGAACUAAUGUUUGAUGAUAAUGUUGACAAAGGACUCUUCCUGAAAACUAUUAUUUACCAAGUUCUGUUACUCCAUCAAGGACCACUACGUAAAUUUAGCCUCCCGGUCCCUAAAUACGUGCUUUUUCCUGAUAUUGAUAACUGGAUUAUGUUUCUGUCAAAGAAAAAUGUCCAAGAAUUCUCACUUAGAUUUUGUUACAGCGAGGACUUUCUUCUCCCUUCUCACCUAUUCAAAUUUCACGAUCUAAGGCACCUGGAGCUUUUAAGUUGUAAAUUCCGCCCUGCUCCCAACUUUAAAGCUUUUAGUAGGCUUGUUACCCUCGACUUUCGGUUUGUGACCUUCGAGCCUACAUCUUUUCAGACACUCCUUUCAAGCAGCCCAUUACUUGAACGUGUAAAAUUGAAGUGGUGCACUCAAUUUGAUAACUUCAUUGUUGAUGCCCCUCAUCUCAAAUUCUUUGAAUUUUACGGAACAGCAAGAUCUUAUUGCUUCAAAAAUGCCCCUCUACUUGAGGAAAUUAUAAUGGCCAGGGCUUGUCAUGAGAUUUCAAAGGUAAUUAUAAUUAUUGAGAAAUUUGACCGACGCAUUACUGGAUUUGCCCCGUAA